AUGUGGCCUCUGCAUGGCCUCAUAAUUUCCGUAAUCGCAUACAACCAGAGAAUGCAUAGAUCAACAUUUACGACUCCCAAACAAAAUUUCUUUGCAACUAAGGAUUCUCUUCGAAGAACAAGUCUAAGAUGUUCAAGCUUCUGCACGGAAAGUUCGUUGUCCGAAACGGUCUGCAGCCAGAUGGCGAUACGAUCAGGUUCAAGCCUGACAACGUCGAUUUCGUUGAAGAGCUGCGACGAGAAUCCCAUGGUAGCACUAUCAUGAAUGAAGGUGUCAAUAUUCGGUUGGAAGCGGUUGACGCCCUGGAAAAAAGCCAGGAGUUGACGGGCGCCACAGCCGCUCGUGACGAGCUGUUGCGCAGGCUCGGGUUUACAGAUGUGAGGUUUUCUGGCAAUCCCCCGUUCACCAUCAAUUCUGGCGAUCAAGAAAUCAGUGGGCAUGUAUUGUCCAAUGGUUUUGACAACUUUGGGAGGUUAAUUGGCUUCGUCUACGAAGGCGAUGGUAGCGUGCACGGCUCGGAUGGCUCUGUCAUCUCCUUGGACAGGAGCCUGGUAGAUGAAUCAGUUAAUACCGCCCUGCUCUCUGAGGGAUACGUCUUCCCAGCGUUCUACGACAGUCUUCCGGAGAACCUGCGCGAACAUUUGGCCAUGAAGUCGACAGCUGCCCGCAUAGCAAAGAAGGGCGUGUGGUUACGAUCAAAGGGUUUCCCAGGAGAUCCACUUAUCGUUGAGACGCCGAUCUUGGCAAACCUGAGGAAGGCGGUCUUAUGGCCGAAGCUCUACCGCCGUCUAGAAAAAUACCUGGAGUCUGGCAGACGUGAAAAUUUGGAUGGCUUUAUUCGCUGGCUUCAAGAAGACCCUCAGUCGCGUGAUGACGGCAUCCUGCUCAUCCAGAGCAACCCGCCCGAAUCAGUUCGCCUGCACAAUGUGGUGGACGUCUCCGGCAGUAGUGUCGAGCUCAAGUUCUGGCCCGAAAAGUUCAUUAUCCAAGGCCACCCCACGAACCCAAACGGAUCCCGGCCGUGAGAUACACGCCUCACCAAUUGGCUGAGACAGCCUGUACUGCAUGAACCAAUUCUGAGAACAGCUUAGGUGCAUUCCAUAGCUCAAGAUGUUGAAUAAAU
Fusarium oxysporum Fo47 is the source of this 1123-nucleotide messenger RNA. Its product is annotated as thermonuclease family protein. The transcript has a single exon. NCBI's taxonomy places the organism in Eukaryota, Fungi, Ascomycota, Sordariomycetes, Hypocreales, Nectriaceae. Bases 129 to 1025 code for a protein of 298 amino acids. The record is from RefSeq and is a predicted model, not a curated record.